This is a messenger RNA of Aegilops tauschii subsp. strangulata, 3651 nucleotides long. Lineage: Eukaryota; Viridiplantae; Streptophyta; Magnoliopsida; Poales; Poaceae. The record is from RefSeq and is a predicted model, not a curated record.
AUGGCCCGCGACGUGCAGGUCGUCCUCGUGGGGUGCGUGCCUCAGUUGUUGGUCGCCGUGGUGCCGGAGGUCGCCACGAUGGUCCGCGUGUUCAGCAGGAUCUUCAGUUACUGCGCCGGGGCGUUUGUUCCACUCGGGCUUUUCGUGCCCAUGCAUCCACUGGGUGUGUUGCUUGGAUGGGUAGUUCUUCUGGCGAUGGUUCUGUGCGGCGUAGAGAAGAGAUUCGGCUUGGGAAACGGCCUGUUGAUCAUACUAGCUAUUGGGGAGUUGUCUGUUUGUGCUGGUGACGCCGAUCACAUGGCGGACGAUCUCUCUGUGCCAGCUCUGUCUGGUGGUGGCUUGUUGCCUACUCCGAUUAUGGACGAUGUUGAUAUUAUUCGCAAUCGGCGUAAGCGGAGGCUUGUGCGGUCGUACCGGUCGGGAAGGAAGAAAGUGGGCGAUUUGACUCCUCACUGUAGAAAAUUUGAUGUUGUGGCUGAGAGUUGUUCUGGUGUUCUAAAGCAUAUAUCUGCUCUCGACUGUAAUUUGAUGGCUUUGCAAUAUCCACUUCUUUUCCCGUAUGGAGAUAAAAGCUAUCAUUUGGGGAUUAAUUAUGUUGAUGUUAAUGAGCGCCAUGCCCCAAUUGUUCCAUCUGUGGCAAGUGUGGAUCAGUCCAGUGAUGACGAUUCUGAUUGUGAGAGUGCUGGUACAGCUGAUGUUAUUUCUAGGAAUUUCACUACUCCACAUGGGCAGUAUGGUGCUCCUGAUUUGUUUAUCACUUUCACGUGUAAUCCUAAGUGGAAGGAGAUUGCCGAUGCUCUUGCUGCUGAGCCUGGACAGGCUGCAGCUGAUCGCCCUGAUAUUACUACUCGAGUGUUCGCUAUGAAGUACAAAGAGUUUCUUGAGGGGGUUAAGGAUGGGUCUUUUUUUGGGCCUGUUCAAGCAUAUUCAUAUGUUGUCGAAUUUCAAAAGCGAGGUCUUCCACAUACACAUACGUUAGUGUGGUUGAAGGCGGAUACGAAGGAUCCUUCACCAUCAUUUAUUGAUAGUCUCAUUUGUGCGGAAUUACCCGAUCCUUCGACUGAUCCUUUGGGCUAUGCACUUGUUGAUGAAUUCAUGUUUAGUGAUGAAACGAUGAUUGACAAUGUUGGAUUUCCUGUUUAUCGAAGGCGUGAUAAUGGCCGUUAUGUACUGAGGCAACAAGAUUCGCUUCGACUGGGAAAUCAAUGGGUUGUUCCAUAUAAUAUGAAGCUGCUGAAGAAAUUUGAUGCUCAUAUAAAUGUCGAAUGGUGCAACAAGACAAAUUUGCUCAAGUAUUUAUUCAAAUACCUUACUAAAGGUCCUGAUGUUGUUCGCAUACGUGUUGAUGUUGAUAAUAGGCCAUCCUGUGUUUUUACAGUGCCCUGUCCUACAGGGAAGAACGAGAUCGAUGAUUACGUAAAGUGCAGGUAUCUUUCUGCACGUGAAGCCUUUUGGAGGAUGUUUGCAUAUAGUAUACAUGGACGGGAGCCUUCCAUUGAGAGAUUGGUUGUGCAUCUUCCUAACAUGAAUAGAGUUAUAUUUGCUGAAACUGACAACCUAGGGAAUGUGUUAAACAACCCAUUUGCUUCCAAGACUAUGCUUACAGAGUGGUUUGUUGCAAAUCAGGAGUACACAUCUGCAAAGUCACUGACUUAUUUGGAUUUUCCAAGCCAAUGGAUAUGGAAUAAAAGUGAAAAGGUGUGGACAAAAAGAAAACUUCCACGAAAAUUGGGCAACAAAAUAGGCCGUAUCUAUCAUGUGCAUCCCAGUACGGGUGAACUGUUCUUUCUUCGGGUGUUGCUUAUGGUUGUUCCUGGAGCAACCUGUUUUGAGGAUUUAAGGACACACAAUGGUCGUGUUUAUGAUACUUUCAAAGAAGCAUGUCAAUCUAGGGGCCUGGUUGGAGAUGACAAUGAGUGGUUCAAGUUGUUUGAUGAAGCUAUUGUAUGGGCAACUCCACUUCAGUUACGCCAUCUUUUUAUGACCGUUCUUCUUCAUUGCGAAGUUGGUAAUGGGCGCACUCUUUUUGAACGAUUCUGGCCAAGCAUGGCGGAGGAUAUAUCGUAUAUGCUUUCAUCUGCCAUUGGUAAUGCUAGGUACAAUGUUCCCGAGGAUUAUCUUCAAGAGUGCCUUCUUUCUGAGUUAGCUUCCAUGUUUACCAAGAAUGGAUCAUGUCUUGCUUUAUUUAACUUGACUUCAUGUACUAUUCCUGUUCAUGACGAUUGCUAUAAUAAGUUGGUUGCCGAGGAAUUAGGAUAUGAUGUUGUUAAUCUGGCUGUUGAAGCUGAUACUCUCUACUGCAAAUUAAACGAUGAGCAGAGGGACAUACAUCAUGAGAUAGUAUCCGCAGUACGUGAGAACAGGGAUGGAUUUUAUUUUAUAUCUGGCUGCGGAGGUUCUGGUAAAACUUUCUUAUGGAACUCUAUUAUUGCCACUCUUAGAUCCGAGCGACGUGUCGUACUUGCUGUUGCAUCGUCUGGUGUUGCAUCUCUUUUGCUGCCCGGUGGACGAACUGGCCAUUCGAGAUUUAAGAUUCCUGUGGAUGUAAAUGAGCGCUCCCAGUGCUCUAUAUCUAGAAGGCCAAUGCUUGCUGGUUUGUGUCAACGAGCUUCACUUAUUUUGUGGGACGAAGCUCCUAUGACUAGCCGUUUAUGCUUUGAAGCACUGGACAGGACCUUGAGGGACGUUUUAUCUGUCCAUGAUGAAGCUAAUGGCAUGUUACCUUUUGGAGGUAAAGUUAUGGUGUUGGGUGGUGACUUCAGACAAAUUUUGCCAGUCGUGGAAGGUGGUACAAAGGAAGAUAUCAUUGGUGCGUCGUUGGUUACUUCCCCGCUUUGGCAUUAUGUUAAGGUCCUUAAAUUACACACCAACAUGCGACUUUGCAAUCCUGAGUUGUCCUCUGAAGCACGGUCAGAGUUGCCUGUGUUUUCAAGUUGGGUACAGAGUAUUGGUGAUGGUUCUGUUGAGAUGCAGUGCAAAGGUGAUGACUCCUCUCCUUCGUGGGUUUCUAUUCCGGAGGAUAUGUUACUGUUCCCAACGACUGAUCACAUGGAAGCUGCGGUUGAUAAUGUGUAUGAUGUGUUCUUUUUGAAGUAUAAUGACGCUGAUUAUUUGUCUCAACGUACCAUUGUUUGUCCAACAAACUCUACUGUUGACAAAUUGAAUGAUGUCGUCUUCAAGCGUGUGCCCGGCAUUCCUACAGAUUGUUUAAGCUAUGAUUCUAUAUCGAGAUCUACUGAUCCUGUUGAUGAAGUGGAAUUGUUUUAUCCUCCCGAGUUGUUGAAUUCUAUCACAAUCAACUUACCUCAUCACAAGAUAUCAGUCAAAGUUGGAGUUCCUGUUAUGCUUCUUAGGAACAUUAAUCAGUCUUUGGGCUUAUGUAAUGGAACACGGCUAAUUAUUACAAGAUUGGGUGACAGAGUUUUAGAAGGAGAAAUUAUUACUGGUUCUCAUAAAGGGGAGCGCGUGUGCAUUCCACGUAUAGUUUUAAAUUCAGCUGGUUCUAAAUGGCCUUUCACACUCCGACGAUGCCAAUUUCCAAUAAGGUUGUGUUAUGCUAUGACUAUCAACAAGAGCCAAGGGCAAACUUUAUCUAAGUCUUUCAUUUAUCAGAUGAUUCAUUUGUUUCAGGAGUUUGUUCUCGCUCUUUAG